Messenger RNA from Centruroides sculpturatus (bark scorpion), 631 nucleotides. RefSeq names its product phospholipase A2-like. The transcript has 6 exons. Bases 1 to 567 code for a protein of 188 amino acids. Lineage: Eukaryota; Metazoa; Arthropoda; Arachnida; Scorpiones; Buthidae. Gene Ontology annotation, molecular function: A2-type glycerophospholipase activity. Gene Ontology annotation, biological process: arachidonate secretion; phospholipid metabolic process. The record is from RefSeq and is a predicted model, not a curated record.
AUGCCGGGAAAAGAAUGUAUAAUUUUCAAUAAUAGUUCCAAUAUUGUUAAUCUACCGGAAACAAGAUCAGAUUGUAAUAUUCUGAAUAUUGUUAUUCACAGUUUAAGUAUUAGUAAUCUGAUCAGCAAUAUUUUACCCUCAAAAGUAAAUGUUAGUGAUCCAUUGCAAGGAGUAGCCAUAGUUCCAGGAACUAAAUGGUGCGGACGGGGAGAUAGAGCAAAAAAUGACUCGGAUCUGGGUAUAUUCAAAAAAACCGACUCCUGCUGUCGACAGCACGAUAAAUGUCCGGUAGUGAUUAAUCCUGGAGAAACUAAAUAUAACUUAACCAACGAUGGUGUUAGUGCCCGAGUGUCUUGCGAAUGUGACCAGCAACUUCGCCAAUGUCUUAAAACUGUAAACGAAGAAGAAUGUGGUUUUCCUUCUGUCGUCGGAGUGCUUUUCUUCGAUGUACUCCGAAUAAAGUGCAUAAAUUGCACCCAAACAGACAACACUUCUUCCAAUAGUGAACAACCGACGGCAUCAAAUGCUACUAAAUGCCAUUAUCAAGAUUCGGGAUCUUACCCGUAAAAACAAUGUACGAAGUUUCUAUUGAAAUUUAUUAUUCCUUUAGCAUUACUUUUAAUAAAUAUUG